Molecule: messenger RNA, 1755 nt
Organism: Annulohypoxylon maeteangense
Lineage: Eukaryota; Fungi; Ascomycota; Sordariomycetes; Xylariales; Hypoxylaceae
Product: S-adenosyl-L-methionine-dependent methyltransferase
Exons: 3
Coding region: 1-1755 (584 amino acids)
Biological process (GO): peptidyl-arginine methylation
Cellular component (GO): nucleus
Molecular function (GO): protein-arginine N-methyltransferase activity
Source: RefSeq, a predicted model, not a curated record
AUGAGUUCCGCGCCAAGCAGAGCGGAUCGCCAUCCACCUCCGAGCGAAUCAGACGAUUCGGACUCGAGAGAUGAGGAGGGUUGGAGCGACGCCGAAGAAGACGAAGAGGAGACCCAAGAGGUCAUCUCCUUACUCGAUGAUCGGGUAUUCCCCGAUGUCAUAUCUAUGCUUGCGCACUGCAAGGACAAGCACGGCUUUGACUUCUUAGGCAUCCGCCAGCGACUACAGCUAGAUUUCUACGGAUGUAUUAAGCUGGUUAAUUUUAUUCGCCAACGAGUGCACGAGGGUCUCCCCGUAACGGAAGACAUCACGUUGUCCGCCAUCGACCAAGAGCAGUAUCUAAAGCCUGUGCUAGAUGACGAUGCCGUCAUCCUUGCUCUAGACGAUUUGCCGGAACUUGCCCCGGUAGGUGCGACGGCGGCGCAGGGCGGCGACAACGCAGUCUUGGUCGACGACCUCCUGAAACGUAACAGCGAUCUCCAAGGAGAACUGGAGCGUGUCAAGGCUCAAUUUGACAGUUACCGCGUCGCCGUACAGCAGACUCUCGACGACCGAUGGGGCGACGUCGACCAAGCGGAAGCCGAGUCCGCGGCUGCGGCGGCUAAGGCAAGCAGGGGUAUUAAGAAGGUAGACGAAUCUCAGUAUUAUUGGGACUCUUAUGCUGGAACUGAAAUCCACGAGACGAUGCUCAAAGAUAUGGUGCGCACCGACGCGUACCGGGAUUUUAUCUACAACAACAAGCAGCUCUUCGCGGGAAAGACCGUUCUAGAUAUAGGAUGCGGCACAGGAAUUCUCAGUAUGUUUUGCGCCAAGGCCGGCGCCUCUAAAGUCAUCGCUGUAGACGCCAGCGCCAUCAUCACCAAGGCGCAAGAGAAUAUCUUCCACAACGGGCUCUCCUCGGUCAUAACCUGUGUCCAUGGCAAAAUCGAGGAGGUAUCCCUUCCCGUCGACGAAGUUGACAUCAUCGUCAGUGAGUGGAUGGGAUAUUGCCUCCUCUUCGAAGCCAUGCUACCGUCCGUCCUAUACGCCCGGGACCGGUACCUAAAGCCCGAUGGCCUACUCGUGCCAUCCCACGCGAACAUUUGGGUGGCUCCAGUGUCAGACCAGCAGUACGUCGCAGACAACGUAGAUUUCUGGCGGGACGUGUACGGCUUUGAUAUGCGCGCUAUGCAAGCGGGCAUCUAUGACGAAGGGCGCGUGCUCACCUGGCCGCUCACUCUCCCCCAAUCCGCCGCCACCAAAGACGCCACCAAACCCCUCACUAUCUUCUCCUCCCCCACCGACGCCACCACCAUCCCUGGCACCCCCAACGCCUUCAAGCUCCUCGACCUCUACCACACGCAAACCGCCGACCUAUCCUUCACACACCCAUAUAACCUCACCCUAACCCGCGACGUCGACGUCCUCGACGGCUUCCUCAUCUGGUUCGACAUAUUCUUCUCGCCCACGCACCCCGACUCUGCCGUCGCCGUUCCCACCUCCGCUUCCGCAGCCGAAUGGGCGUCCCUCGACCCGCAAAACCGAGUCGCUUUCUCAACGGGUCCGCACGCCACAGAAACGCACUGGAAGCAAGGGCUCCUCCUAUGCAAGCCUUCGAAAGCCGCCGCUAGUCCAAGCGCGGAGGAGGGGGCGCUAAAGAAGGAUUCCGAGAUCAAGGGCGAAGUAUCAUUUUUCAUCCCGGAGGACCACGCGCGAGGGUUAUCCAUUAAGGUGACUUGGAACGGGAACAAGGGUCAGACUUGGACUUUGCGAUGA